Molecule: messenger RNA, 3768 nt
Organism: Aspergillus campestris IBT 28561
Lineage: Eukaryota; Fungi; Ascomycota; Eurotiomycetes; Eurotiales; Aspergillaceae
Product: GTPase-activating protein BUD2
Exons: 2
Coding region: 1-3768 (1255 amino acids)
Biological process (GO): regulation of GTPase activity
Source: RefSeq, a predicted model, not a curated record
AUGGAGUCGGAAAGUUCAAAUGGGUUCAAACGGAACUCCGUACACCAGGGGGUCUACAGUCGUCCGGUGGAACGGCGACCGAGCAAAAAGUCCUCCUCUAAGGACCGUCAUGGCAUGGUAUACCCGGAUAGCUUCAGGGACAGGGGCAUCCGGACGGUGACGCCGGACUCCACCUCCGAUGCGGGCCACCAUUCGCAUUCGCCCGUGUCGGAGGCGGAGUAUCUGUCCUCAGGCGCCGCUGCGACCUCGCCCCGUGUGACCCCCCGAACCCGACCCCUCGACCUCGAGUCUCACCAUCGCGACUUUCACUCCUAUUAUUCCGCCGGGGACGAGGACGAGGCCGUCAUGGAACCGAGGAGCCUCCGGGCGCGGUCCCAGACCACCACCCUGGAUGACCAACGCAGCGAGAUCUCCUCCAGCUCCUUCUUGAACCGGACGCGGAAUCCCCUCGCUCCUCUCAACGCCACCGCACCCCCGUCCAAGACGCCCGAUGAGCAGCAAACAUCGUCCAUUGGAUAUCCGUCCGUCCUUGCAUCACCGCCAUCGGCCCGUCGACGACCCAGCAAGUCCGCCGGGACCUCGAGUUUGCUGGCCAGUGUGUCCGCCGCCGGCCUCUCGAACAGCGAUGCUUCCAAGAUCCUGAAACUCAUGAAGGACACCUGCGGCCGGAUGCAUGGGAUCCUGUCGUUCCGUACCGCUAACACCACCGCCUGGACCUCCGGCUACUGCGCCAUCAACGUCGCGACGGGGAGCCUGAUCUACCAGGCCAAAGGCGAGCCGGCGCUGGCAAAGACCCUCAUUCCGGACCUCCGCGGCUGCCAGGUUCGCUCCCGCGUGGAUCCCGAGCAACGCACCAACUAUCUCAGCGUCUCCACCUUCACCUCCGGCCUGGGCGUCGAACUCAAACCUCACGUCAGCGAGACCUACGACUCGUGGCUGGCCGCGCUCCUGUGCUGGCAGCCCAUCCGCCCCAAGGGCGUCCAGAACAAGAUGACCAAGCCGCAGUCGGUCGCCAUCGGCGACCGUCGCGUGGCCGAACACCGGCGGAACUCGGAGAGUACCGUCCCCAAAGAGGCGGCCAUCAUCAAGGUGGGCAAGAUGCUGCUCUGGGACCGUCCGAGUGCGUCGGGCGCCCGACCCACCUCCGCCCGCCGCGUCUCGACCUACCGACAGCAGCGGGCGCUCUCGUCCUCGUGGCUGAAGGUCAGCUGCACGUUGCAGGAGAAUGGGGUCUUGAAGCUGUUCACCGAGUCCGACAUUACCCUGGUGGCCUGCAUCCAGCUGUCCCAGCUCUCCCGGUGCGCCAUCCAGCAGUUGAACCCGUCCGUCCUCGAAGACGAAUUUUGCAUUGCCAUCUACCCCCAGUACGCCGCCCACUCCGUGUCCGGAUUGACGCGGCCCGUCUACCUCGCCCUGGAGAGCCGCGUCCUGUUCGAAGUGUGGUUUGUCCUCCUGCGCGCCUUCUCCAUCCCCGAGCUCUACGGCCCCGAAAACUCGAUUGAAGAUCGCCCUACCCGGGCCCCGACCUCCGGCGACACCGCGGUAGCAUCCACCACGGACAUGUUCCGCAUCGAGAGGGUGCUCACCGUGGGAGUGACCGAGGCGAAAAUGUUCAAGACCGCGACCGACGAGCUCCCGCGCAGCCGCAAGGCGUCCCGGUCCCAAAGCCAGUCCACCACGACCUCGGCCGUCGACGACUACUACACCGAAGUCCUCCUGGACGGCGAGAUCCGCGCCAAGACGGCCGUCAAGUUCCGGACGGCAAACCCCUUUUGGCGCGAAGACUUUUCCUUCAGCGAUCUCCCGCCGGUCCUGUCCCAGGUCUCGAUCCUCGUCAAGGCGCUCAACCCGACCCAGAAGGAUUGGUCCCUGACCGCCCUGGGAUCCUACGCCCUAUCCCAGGACGCGAACGCCGCCGGGGUCGACGACGUCGACAUCUCCUUGUCCUCGCAAGAUACCACGUACGGGAGAGUCGACCUGCGGCUCGAUGAUCUGGAGCCCGGGGUGAAAACCGAAAAGUGGUGGCCGCUCCUGGACGAGCGGGACCAGGCCGUGGGGGAGAUGCUGAUGAUGGUCCGCAUGGAGGAGGCGGUGGUCCUCAUGGCACACGAAUAUACGCCCAUGUCCGAACUCCUGCACUCCUUCACCAACGGGCUCACCAUCCAGAUGGCGCAGCUCCUGUCCUCCGAACUGAACCAGCUCGCCGAAGCCCUAUUGAGCAUCUUCCAGGUCUCGGGCUCAACGGUGGAGUGGAUCGCGGCGUUGGUGGAAGACGAGAUCGACGGGCUGCACAAGGAGUCGACGGCGAAUCGUCUCCGGUAUACCACGCGCAUCCACUCCAACGAUUCCCGGGAGACCGGCCAAGAGCGGGAGGUUCUCGUGCGAGAUCUAGGCCGCACGGCGACGGUCGAAGCGAAUCUUCUCUUCCGGGGGAACUCCAUCCUCACCAAAGCGCUCGACCUCCACAUGCGCCGACUGGGCAAAGAAUAUCUGGAGGAGACGAUCGGCGAGCGGCUCCGCGAAGUCGACGAGAGUGACCCGGAGUGCGAAGUGGACCCGUCCCGCGUCCAUAAAGCGGAUGACCUCGAACGCAAUUGGAGGACCCUGAUCGCUCGCACCACCAGCAUCUGGAAAGCAAUCGCGAACUCCGCCUCUCGAUGCCCUCCCGAACUCCGACUUAUUUUCCGACAUAUUCGAGCGUGCGCAGAUGAUCGGUACGGCGACUUUCUGCGGACGGUCACCUACAGUAGCGUGUCUGGGUUCCUCUUUCUGCGGUUCUUCUGUCCGGCGAUCUUAAACCCAAAGCUCUUUGGAUUGCUCAAGGAUCAUCCUCGUCCUCGCGCCCAACGUACUUUGACCCUGAUCGCAAAGGCUUUGCAGGGACUGGCCAACAUGACCACGUUCGGUAGCAAGGAGCCGUGGAUGGAGCCGAUGAACCGGUUUCUGGUCGGUAACCGGGCAGAUUUCAAGACUUUCGUGGAUUCGAUAUGUGCGAUCCCGGCCGAUCGACCGACGCCGAUGGUCACACCCUCGUACGCCACGCCCAUCCAGAUCCUCGGUCGUCUGCCUCCCACGUCCCGCGAAGGGUUCCCGAGCCUUCCGUUCUUGAUCGAUCACGCCCGGAGCUUCUCCACUUUGAUCCGAUUGUGGCUUGACAUAGCACCGCACCGGCUGACCGAGCUGGAAAGUAUUGAUGGGUGCCUCCAGAAGUUCAAUGAGCUGGCCACGCGUUUCCAUCAGCGGACCAAGGAGUGCCUCGGCCGCGCGGAACAAGCGGAACGGCCCAAUGGAACCCUGGAGAUCAAGUGGGAAGAGCUGGUCGACUCGAUGGAACGGUCCGCCACCUUUUACGACGAUAGCUCGAAGCCUACCACGCCCGCCACCGAGACCGCCGCCGCCGAGACCGCCGCGGCGGGGAGUCACCGCAACUCGAUCGGGUUCUUCACCUCGCGGCCGUCGCUGCCCCGACGGUCGACGGACUGCGCCCCCGAGGCCGAUGAGGAUACCCCGCCCAGCUCAUCGUCGGCGACCUGGGACCAGGGGCGGGUGCCGUUCUCCCUUCCGCGGUGGUCGGACACGCGGGAUAGUACCGGAAGCUCGAAGAACUCGUCUACCUACUCUCUCGACUACCACGAGACGACCAAGGCGCGCCGAUCCAGCCUGUCCCGCGACACGUCCAGCAAGUACCGGAUCUUCGACUUUGUGCCGGCGCCAUCCCGGCGCAAAGCCAAGGAGCGGGAGGCGGCACAGUCACGCGAAGAUUUAUGA